Molecule: messenger RNA, 983 nt
Organism: Coccomyxa subellipsoidea C-169
Lineage: Eukaryota; Viridiplantae; Chlorophyta; Trebouxiophyceae; Coccomyxaceae
Product: Fcf2-domain-containing protein
Exons: 3
Coding region: 4-438 (144 amino acids)
Biological process (GO): RNA processing
Cellular component (GO): nucleolus
Molecular function (GO): RNA binding
Source: RefSeq, a predicted model, not a curated record
CUCAUGGCGCCUCCGGUGGAUCCUCGCAGGCGCGCGCGAGAGGCCAGGAAGGCCGCCCCAGACACCGCCGGAAAGGGCUGGUUUGAUCUGCCGGCGCAGCAGAUAACGCCAGAAGUGAAGAGGGACCUGCGGCUGAUCCGGCUGCGAGGAGCCAUGGACACCAAGCGCUUCUACAAGUCGCUGGACAGCACCAAAUUCCCCAAGUAUUUCCAGUUCGGCACCGUCGUGGAGGGCCCCGCCGACUUCUAUGCAGGGCGCAUGACGAAGAAGCAGAGGCAGGGAACACUGACAGACGAGCUGCUGGCUGAUCCGGACCUGGCCGAGGGGCGCGCCAAGCGCUAUGGCCGGCUGCAGGAGGAGCGCGGCAGAUUUGCACGCAAGAAGAAGCGGCCCACCGGCAACGAGCGCAAAAGGGUUGUCAAGAGGCCGCGUCAUUGAUCUUCCUUUUGGUGGACGUGCCCCUGUGGUUGUCUGCCACAGCCCUGUGAGUGCAGAAGUGCUGUGGGGGCGCAAAAAGAGGCGGCCGACCGGAAACGUGCGCACAAAAGUGAUGAAAAGGCCGCGCCACUAAUGGGCAUGGCUUGGCAGACGCUACCUUGUGCUUAUGUUCCACAAUGGUGGCAGUUGCGCCGUCGCCACCCGCGCUCGAAAAGAGGCAGGCGACCAACAAGAAGCCAAAAUAGGGCGUUUUUACUUGUCCAAUGCAAAGUGCCGCGCUGCUGCUAUCAUCGGUUUGCAUGCAUGGCCAGCCACGUGCAGCAAAGGCAUGCUAUGACGUCUUGCAGCCGUGUGAUCCCAGAAGCGCUGGACACGCAUGCGCGAAUGCAGCGGCGUUUUGGGAACAAAGAGCACAGAGAGCUUGCCUUGUGGUUUCAGGUUGCGUUGCUCUCUAUCAGUGAACAUUUGCGUAUCCCAAAGUGGGUUAGAUUGUCAGCUGCAUGCUGUCCUGAUAGAAUGUGUCAUGUAAGGUCUAAGGUUGAGGC